Geodia barretti is the source of this 1102-nucleotide messenger RNA. NCBI's taxonomy places the organism in Eukaryota, Metazoa, Porifera, Demospongiae, Tetractinellida, Geodiidae. The record is from the annotation of a GenBank genome assembly.
CAGAUCUGGUUCCAAAACAGGAGGGCCAAGAAGCGGAGAAAGAAGAAGCGGUUCUCUGAGGAGGAGAGGAUGAGGAAGGACCCUGAGCCUCCUCCAUUCUGGCCCAGUAACCUUCCAUUCAGCAGCAACCUUGGAGACAUUUCAACGAAGUCCAAGAAAAACACUGGCAAACCUGAAAGGCCAGGAUUAGAGACUAGCGGUAGGGGUCCCCCCUCCAUCACCCCAGCGAAAGCAUCCAAGCAAUCCCCGCAAGACUCACAUCUACCAAAAGACUACACACCUCCCCCCACCUUUUCCCCCUCGUCCCUCCCGCCCCUCAAUAACAGACCCACUAAUAACCUCACCCAUGAUGCCGGGAGACCGUCACACCUCCCUUGCAAUGCUAGUGCUCAAGACCCACCACUCAAGUCACCGUCUCAAGCUGGUACUCCCGGCAAUGGCCACUCCCAGCUACCCAAACCUCCUCCAUACACUCCCCCCAUCACAACCUCACAAUCACCACUCUGUCAGCUCCGCCCUAAUGAUGACAUCACACUCGACGACCAGAGAGGUUGUCCUGACUCCACCCGGUGACCUGACAAUGCAAAACUUUCCAGCCGCUCCCCCCACCAGGGAGCAUUCUGUCUGGGAACUAUGAGGAUCCUACCAGUUUCCUCACGUGCAGCCUGGCACCACCAGUGUAUGACCCAGUGGUUUCUCUCUAUGGUGGCAGCGUCAUGCUCCCCCCUCCCCCCUACUCGUUUGGCUCGUCUUCCCUCUCGUCCACCAGCAUUCCUCAGUCUUCAUACGCACCAGACCACCACUCCACCAAUAACAACAACCUCUUUAUCGCCCCUCAGUCCCUCAGUAAUAGCAGCAGCAAUAGCAACCUUUCAAACCCUCGCCUGAAGCUCCUCCCCUUGACCACCGAGAAGACCACCUCCGGACCCUCCUCUCUCUCCCCCUCCACCCUCUCCCCCCUCACCAACUCUGAUUGCAGCCCCUCCCCCAUCACCCAAGACGUGCCCCUCCUUCUCCCCUCCACCCUACCCUCCGAGAGAAACUUCUCUCUGGCCUCGUCCACCCGAGGCAGCGUUGGAGGCCGGAGCUCCACCGGGAUCUC